AUGGACGGCGCGGAACCGUUAUCGUGUCCAUUCUGUGAUUUCACUGACACUGAUGCGGACUUCUUGACUCAACACGUAGAAUUCUGUCACCCCGAAAAUAGUGCUUCGCCUGCCCUAGAAACAGAGGAAGACACAAAUAUUGGAUCUUCCAGAAAACCAGAGUGGUGGUGUGGUGACACGCCACUUUACACUGAUGAAGAUGCGGGGACAGAUAUCAAAUAUAUUGACUGCCCAACUGGCUGCGGCGAAGCAGUGACUGAAGAUCAGCUUAUGAGCCACCUAGACCUACACCUCGCAGAGGGUCUAGCUCUGGAAGAAAUCAUAGGCUCUGAUACCAAGGGCACAGAUAUGAAAUUAUCCGGGGAUAUCGAAGAAGACGAAAUACUAUCUCCCACACUGAGCAAGGUGCUGGGGAAACAAGAUGGGAAACGGCAGAGAGAUGCACCAGUCAACGCAAAAGCUACAAAGCAAAAGAAGAAAACAAGGAGAGCGGGCCAACUCGGGAUUACGGAGCUAGGGCCCUAUGCUCGAGAACCAAAAAUGCCUUCGUGGUUGCGCAAGGUGCUUGAAGAUGGACCUGCUAUUACUCGGGAGAACAAGAUUUUCCCGGACGGCACAAUACACAAAGUUGAGACCGUCUCGAAUGAAACAUCUAAUCUUAUCCCGUUUAUUGCUCGGCUCUGCCAACAAGAUUCCUCGGUAGAGCAAGCUUAUCUCUGCAGUGCCAAUGUUCGGCAUAUCUUUAAAAUGCCAAAAGAAGGAGGAUUCUGUGGAUAUCGUAAUAUUCAGAUGCUCGUGUCUUAUAUCCAGGACAGUAAUUCAACAGGCUGUGAACACUUUCCUGGUAGGACCCCAUCGAUAUUAAGACUACAGGAUAUGAUUGAACAAGCGUGGGAUAAUGGUUUCAAUACCCAUGGGCGGACGGAGACUGGGGGGAUAAAGGGCACGCGAAAAUAUAUAGGAACGUCUGAGGUAAAGUAUAUAUCCUACAAAUUAUGGAGGCAUAGGCCAUACUAA
This is a messenger RNA of Trichophyton benhamiae CBS 112371, 1017 nucleotides long. RefSeq lists its product as uncharacterized. The coding region runs from base 1 to 1017 and encodes 338 amino acids. NCBI's taxonomy places the organism in Eukaryota, Fungi, Ascomycota, Eurotiomycetes, Onygenales, Arthrodermataceae. The record is from RefSeq and is a predicted model, not a curated record. The transcript has 2 exons.